Cherax quadricarinatus is the source of this 6418-nucleotide messenger RNA. Lineage: Eukaryota; Metazoa; Arthropoda; Malacostraca; Decapoda; Parastacidae. The record is from RefSeq and is a predicted model, not a curated record.
AUGAAGGUGCAGCAGGCACUGAAGUUCUCCCGUAUUUGUGUGAGCCACUCACUAACUCGUUUAUUCUGGCGAGCACAGAACAAAAGGUUGGACCACAACGUGUUGGGCGGCGUCAUCAUCAGCGGGUGGAGCUUAGUGUUACAACGUGUGGUGAGGGCGCAGGCUGGUCGCUACACCUGUCACCCACAUAAUCCUGUAGGGGUCGGUGCCUCCAAUUCCAUCACUCUCGACGUCAAGUAUGCCCCUGUAUGCUCACCUGGUCAGGUCACUACAUACGCCGUUGGCCGCUACGAGGAUGCUGAGGUGACCUGCUCUGUGGAUGCCAACCCCAUACAGAAGUCCUUUCAGUGGACAUUCAAUAAUACAGCUGACACCAUAGAUGUCCCUCCUGGACGCUACACCUCCACCAAAAGCCAUAGUGUAAUCACCUACACACCUAUGACAUCCCUGGACUAUGGCACGCUCCUUUGUUGGGCUACGAAUAUCAUUGGUGUCCAACGGGAGCCCUGUGUCUUCCACAUCGUUCCUGCAGGUAAGCCAGAGCCACCUAGCAAGUGCAGAGUGGGGCGGGGUACACCCACCUCCGUAAGAGUGGCAUGUGAAGCGGGUAGCAGUGGUGGCCUCACACAACACUUCACCCUAUAUGCCCGUUUACAGCAGGGAGACCACAUUCUCAACUUCACAACCCACACCCUUCCAGUGUUCCAGGUUGAUGGGUUGAAGGUAGGAGGGAGGUAUUAUCUUACCAUCACUGCCGUCAAUGCCAAAGGUGCCAGCGAGGCAGUCCUCCUCACCAUCACCAGUGGUUCCUCCAACAGCUCUGUCUACCAGUUGUAUGAUGGUCCCUCUGAAGCUGAAGUUCGUGAUGGAGGCAAGAUUGUCUCUCCUGAAGACACCGAGGAACCUGAGGACGACAUCAUUGACCACAGAGCCCUUGGGAGCCUAGUCAUUCCUUCCUUGCUGCUGGUGGUCUUAGGAGUGGGUUCCGGUUUUGUAUUCCUGGUUAUUGUGUUACUUUUGUUCAUCACUUUCCGCAGCAGAAGGGCGCCACAGCUUCUCUCCUUGGCUGUCACUCACCACCACAAAGAAAUGGUAGAUCACCAUCACCACUCUGGCAAGUCUCCAAGAAGUAGUCGUACAUCCUCUACUUUAACUCCUGAUCGUGAAAGUUCUUGUCUGGAAAGAGAUAUGCAGGUGGAGACUGAGAGUGAUGCUGACCCAGAUGUGAUCCCCUUGCAUCAGUGUCAUAGUGAUGGUGGAGAGGGAGCUUCCCAACUGGUACCUCCACCAGCAACACUACUUCCCACAGAUGGCUACAAGUAUCCCUCCUAUGUCACUUCCCAGGGCUUGGGCAGACACAGCAGCACAAGACAACAGAGUAAGACAACUUCAUCAGCAGUAUUUAGAACUCCAGGAAGCUUCACUGGAUGCAACUACGCUAGAGGGUAUCUCCAUUACGAUCCAGCUUAUGUUCAGGAAGCCACAGAUUCCUCUAGUCUGUCUCUAAACAUCCCAGUCAUCCCUCCUACUGCCACCACCUCUGUCUGUCAAACUUCUUUGUUAGGAACCCAGCAGUUUCCUUGCCUAGAUAGCAACUUGCCACCACCCAUGGCAGACUACCUCGGCUCUGACAGGAAGAGAGUGUCCUUUGCCAGGCAUCUUAACUGUGAUGAUGACGCCCCCAGUACUCCACUCCUCAAGAAGGGGGAGAGUUGUGUAUGAUGGCAAGCCUUACGCAUUUGGCAAGAGAGAGUGACUGUAGUAAUAGAUUUUUUGUACAUGUGAAUUUGAUUACACUUUUAUAUUACUGGAUAUACCCUAUGAGUAUAUUCAUAGAACAAAGAACAGAUUUCCAAAGAUGAGAAUUCUUAGUAUUAAUAGCUUAAAUUUUAUUGCAAGACUACAAAUGACAACCAUAGAGAAUAUCUUUCCACUCUCAUCUCCACCAUCCAGUCAGCCUACCUCUAUCACACAAUGUAUAGAAUAAUUCAAACACCAGCUGUCUCCCACUGAGGUCACUGUCUUGCCAAAGGCAAGGUGGCAGCAUAGUUCAGACGACUCUCCAAACUGCAGUAUCCUCAUCCCUUCUUUCGAGUGUAGGCACUCCUACCUCCAGAAUUCAAGUCCAACUAAUUGGCUUUCUUGAAUUCCACUCAUGCUCUCACCCCAACAUGUAAAGUCAUAAAAAGCACUUGUCUUAACUUCAGUCUUACACACUCCCUACAAUCAAUCCUGGGAAAACUUCUACCCCUCCCUUCUCUCAUCCUAGUCUGCUCCAUCCUCUUAAAAUCCCAGAUCCCCUCAGCCCUCCGAAGUAUUCUCUUGGUAACCCCAUACUGUCUUCUUAUUUCCAGAUUCUUUGCAUAAUAUUUGCAACACACAUCACUCCCAAACAUGACUUCCCUAUUGCCUCCAGCUUCCUUGCUGCAACAUUUUAUGCUCAUGCUUCACUCCUAUAUAACUGUGUUGGUAGUUUUGUACUCUGGUCAUUCCCUGAUUUUACCUAUACAGAUAAAUUUCUUCAUCUCCACAGAAGUCUCAAUGCACCAUCCACCUUUUUUUCUUUGGUUCACAUCAUUUUUCAUAAAACUAUCUGCUGACAAGUUCACUCCAAAAAUAUGUGAACACAUUAUCUUCCUCCGUAGUCACUCUCUCUCCUAUCUGAUAUCCAAUCUUUCUCUCCCUAGAUCUCCCUGCUCUUUCCAAUAUUGGCUUUUACGUAAUUUCCUUCUUUGAAAUACUUUCCAAAAUUCAUCCACUAACAUUUGCAGCCUCUCUUCAGAAUCUCCCAGAACUGUCAUUGGCAAAAGGUAACUGACAACUCCCACUUUGUACCACACAUCUCCCCAAUACCCUAGCAUUUACUUCUUUUACAUCCCAUCUAUAAAUAUGUUAAACCAUCUUGACAUCUCACAUCCCUGUCUAAGGCCUAAUUUUACUGAAAUAUAAUUUCCCCCUCUCUCCUGCAUACCCUAACCUAAACCUCACUAUCCAUAUAAAAACAUUGUUUUUAGUAACUUAUCUAUUCCAUCCAUUUGCAACGUGCCACAUUGCUUCCCUAUCGUAUCUGUUAUAUGCCUCUUCAAAAUUCAUACAUGUAAAAAAAAAGUUCCUUAUUUUAAUCUAAGUAUUGCUAACUUAUAUGCUUCAAUGUAAACAAAUGGUCUACACAUCCCCUACCCUUGCUAAAUCUUUGUUCCUCCUUUCUGUCUUGUGUUACUCUUUCAAAAUUAAUUCUGGCAUAUACUUUUCCUAGUAAACUUACGUUCCUGUUCAAUUUUUCCCUUAUAAAAGAAUUAAGCAAACUCUGCCAAUCCUUAGGUACCUUCCUUCCUCUCAUCAAAUACUGAAAACGUACAUGAAAUAUAUCAAAACUAUAUUCCCACUUAAAUUUAGCAUCUGUCAUAAUUCCAUCUAUCCAAGUUACUUUACCCUCCUAUAAUUCCACCCAUUGCCUUGUGGAUUUUCCUUAUACUCGCAUCUGGCUUUUCUUUACUCCUUGAAGAGGUUAUACUUCUGCCCAAUGCAUGAAAUCAUUGCUUCCCUGUCUUCUUCAGUAUUUUGCAACUCAAAAUAUUCCCUCCAUCUUCCCAGUACCUCCUCUUCUCCAUCUAAUGAAGCCUCGCUUCUGUUCUGUAGACUUAACUUAUUAACCUCCAAAACUUAAUCAUUCUCAUUCAAAUUUGUUUAUAAAACUUUGCUCUCUCUUUCACUGGCUCUCAUUUUGCAUCCCCCUCAUUCUUUUACUCUCGCUCUUACUCUGCAUGUGCCCUGCCUUCUACAUUUCACUUCUGCAUUGUAAAAACCUUUCAUAUGCUAACUCUCCCUUAUCACCUUCUUUACCUCAUCAUUUCACCAUUCUCUCUUCAGACCUGCACCCACCCUCCUAUACCCACAAACAUCUGCUGUGCAAUAUCACUGCAUUCUUAAAUCUAUCCCAUACUUCUUAUACUCCUGCUUUCUCCUCAUUACAUGUUUGCUCUCUAGCUCACCUGGCUCCUAAUAAUUGAUUAUGCCUAACCCUUACUAUCUCCUUUAAUUUAUUAACUUAUGCUGUACUUCAUUCUUACCCAUUGAUGACAUUCGUCUUGUACCCCAUUUACCUCUUACUCGGCAUAUCUGCCACUAAAUAAUUAUCUGAUAUUUGUUGCCCCUUGUACAAACAUGCAUUUCUGUAAGUCUACCCAUCACCCUUUAAUCUACUAAUAUAUACGUACUCAAACAAAUUGCUGCCAUUUCACCUUGUAUUAUUAUUAUUAUUAUUAUAAUCAAAGUACUAAACAGACAAGGGCCGUGUAUUGCUGUACACCCUAUAGCAUAUCUCGUGUACUUAUUUAUCCUCCUUUUCUUAAAAGGCAUAUUGCCUAUUACCAAACAUCUUUCUAUACAUAGUUCAAUUAGAGGCCCACAUUAUUAUUUACUGCAGCAACAUGCCUAUUAAAAAAUCUGUCUAUUCACUACUGUUACAGGGUCACACAAGCCUGCUGGAUGCUCAAGCCCCUAUGAACAAAUGAAUGAAUGAACGAAUGAGAGUCUAGUUAAGACCCUUGUGGGGUGAGUGGGGAAGACGGGACAGGUGAAGAAUAGUUGGAGAGGAGUGUCCAGGGCUAAACCCAGGCUGUUCUAGCAGGCAGACAGUUGCUCAUUGGAGGGCAGCAGUUUUGGUUGCAGGAGAGGGCAGCAGACAAGAUCUCAGAAGAAAGCAGCACACUUGUAGAUGUUAUUUGUACUGUUAAUUAAGGUUGGGAUGUAGAAGAGCCAUUUUCAUACUUCUUGAAGUUGCUUCUGGAGAGGUGAUAAAAUUGUGUUUUGUUUCUAAAGAUGAAUUUGUGUAGCUUGGUGAACUUGAGUACUUAUGUUAGUGUGGUGACAUACAGGCAAAUUUGAGUCCCAGCACAGAGCUCUUUAUACAGCUCCAUGCAGAUCAUAGUAUCAACAUUAGAUUUAGAUGUGUAGGUUAGGCUAUCCCAUGUGGGUGUACUGGGAUGGGUGACUUUUUCAUCAUCUCCUUCACAAGAGGAUUCUGUAGGAGAGUCUUCAUGGGUACUGGCAGAUGGUUGUAAUUCAUCAGCAGUGGCGAGAUGUGUUGGUGGAUUGCUAGCUGGCUGAGAUUUGGGAGGCGGCAAUUGAGUCAGUAGAAUCUUCGUUGUCGUCGAUGGAAGCAGUUGGGGGUGGUACAGGAACAGUUUCUUGGGUAGAGGGAGGAAACACGACUGCAAGUGCAGUGAGGUUCACUACACUGGGUACAAUCUUGCAUUAAUAGUAGAGUUAAUAUACUAAGGUUUGCAGCUUUUGCAAGGUGUCCAUACACCAUGCAAUGCAGCACCUUGUUUCAGUGUCUGUAUUGACGACAAUGAAGGAGUCUUUCAACGAGUGAAUUGCCAUAAAUUUGACCUGUAAGCAGGUCAUUACAGUGGUAAUAGCCCUUGUGGCUUAGCGCUUCUUUUUUAUUAUAAUAAUAAUAAAUUACAGUGGUAGCUAAAACUAGCUUGGAGUUGUUAAUUACUCCAUAGGUGGCAAGGUCACGGUGCAAAUGGGGGAAGCCCCUACAACUCAAACCCUCUUAUACCCCUCCCCCUUCCUCCAACCAUUCCUAGGAUAACCCUUGCCCCUUCAACCUUCCAUCCUAGAUUUAUACACCCAUUUCAUCACCCUAUCCUUGUCCAUCCUCUCUACUGUGCAUGCCCAAACCACAUCAACAACCCCUCCUCAGCUCUCUAAUUUAUACUCUUGGUCAUCCCACAUCUUUUAAUUUCUGCACUCCAAAUGCCCUGCAUGAUAUAUACAUCACAGGUGGCACUCAAACAUUUCUAGCCUCCUUUUCACUAAAGCAGUCAAAACCCAUGCCUCACACCCAUAUGAAAGAGUUAGUACCAUUAUAUUCUUGUACAUUCCAUUUUUGGCUACCAUAAAUAAACUUAUUUCUUUCCACAGAUACUUCAGUGCACCACCCAUCUUUUUCCUUUCACCUAUUUUGUGGUUCACCUCAUCUUUCAUAGAUCUAUCUGCCGACAUAUCCACUCUAAAAUAUCUAAACACAUCCACUUCUUCCACUUUCCCUCCUUCCCACAAGUUGCCUGAUAGGAAAUUUUAAUAUGUCAGACAUACUGGCCAACUUAUUGCUACUCACGCAGGAGACUUUGAAGUUAGGUGACCUGACUGACUCCAGUGACCAGACACCUUUCACACCUGACUUUCCUGUCCCUAUGUAUGCUAUAAAUCUCUCGUGCUCUGUAUUGAAUUAUUAGUAUUAUUUGUGGGAAAGUGCUAAACAGGGGUUACAUAACACCUGGAGAAUGGGAGACAAUCAAGUUUGAUCAGAGGUAAGCUCCAAUUCCUCAGAUAAAAAGCCUUUACCAGCAUCAAGGCACCUCCCUUAAGGGCCUGCAUUGUAUUUCUUAAUAAAAUGUUUGUGUUA